CUCAAAGUUGAAUCUCGGUCAUUAAUGUUUCCUUUCGUUUUCUCCUUCUCUUUCUUUCUCUCUCUUUCUGUUUUCUAAACCUUGCACCGCCAUGAACGCCAUAGCAACUGCUUCAGCUCUCACUCUGCCAAUCUUCUGUAGAACAGCCAAACUUGACAGCAAAAAGGGUUUGAAAGGUAAAUUCAGCGUGCUUGCUGUAUUCGGAGAAGUAGAAAAGAAGAAUGCAUGGAGUGCAAUCUUUGACGUGGAGGAUCCGAGAUCAAAAGUCCCACAUUAUAAAGGAAAGUUUUUGGAUGUAUAUCAAGCCUUAGAAGUGGCAAGAUAUGAUCUUCAGUACUGUGAUUGGCGAGCUCGGCAAGAUGUGCUUACCAUCAUGCUCCUCCAUGAAAAGGUAGUGGAAGUUCUUAAUCCUCUAGCACGCGAAUACAAAUCAAUUGGCACAAUGAAAAAGGAGCUAGCAGAGUUGCAAGAUGAAUUAGCAGAAGCACACAGACAGGUCCAUGUAUCUGAAGCAAGGGUUUCAACUGCUUUAGAAAAACUAGCUUUCAUGGAAGAAUUAGUAAAUGAUAGGCUGCUUCAAAGUAGAAGCACAACAGAAGUUUCCGAGGCAUCUUCUUCGCCGAGUACAUCUGCGAAAUCUUUCAAUGAAGAAAAGAAAAGGCCGCCCCGAAAAAGCUUGAAUGUAUCAGGUCCGGUUCAGUCAUUCCAUCCCAACUUGAAGAAUUUCUGGUAUCCUGUUGCUUUCACUACUGACCUAAAACAUGAUACCAUGAUCCCUAUAGAAUGUUUUGAGGAACCAUGGGUUAUCUUCAGAGGGAAAGAUGGGAAACCUGGAUGCGUUCAGAAUACCUGCGCACACAGAUCAUGUCCUCUACACCUUGGUUCUGUAAAUGAGGGUCGUAUCCAAUGUCCCUAUCAUGGUUGGGAGUACACCACCACUGGAAAAUGUGAGAAAAUGCCAUCCACUCGACUGCUUAAUGUGAAGAUAAAGUCAGUUCCAUGUUUCGAAAAAGAGGGUAUGAUCUGGAUUUGGCCUGGCAAUGACCCCCCAUCAGCCACACUUCCAUCUUUAUUACCUCCUCCUGGGUUCCAAGUUCAUGCCGAGAUUGUCAUGGAACUUCCAAUUGAACAUGGGUUACUUUUGGACAACCUUUUGGAUCUCGCACAUGCCCCGUUCACACACACUUCAACCUUUGCUAAGGGAUGGAGUGUCCCAAGCUUGGUGAAAUUUUUGACACCUGGAUCUGGUCUGCAAGGGUACUGGGAUCCCUAUCCAAUUGAUAUGGAAUUUCGGCCACCUUGCAUGGUUCUAUCGACGAUUGGAAUUUCAAAGCCUGGGAAACUCGAGGGACAAAACACCAGUCAAUGCGCCACACAUCUGCACCAACUUCAUGUUUGCUUACCAUCAUCAAAACAAAAAACAAGACUACUGUACAGAAUGUCGCUGGAUUUUGCUCCUUUUCUAAAGCAUGUUCCUUUUAUGCAAUAUCUAUGGAAGCAUUUUGCAGAACAGGUUUUAAAUGAGGAUCUACGGUUAGUGCUGGGUCAGCAAGAGCGGAUGAACAGUGGUGCAAAUGUAUGGAAUUGGCCGGUAUCGUAUGACAAGCUUGGGGUAAGGUACAGAAUAUGGCGAGAUGCCGUGGAGCGAGGAGCGAAACAGCUACCCUUUAGUAGAUAGACCUAUAAUAACAAGUUAAACUAAGCAUUAUUAAUCUAAAAGUCAGGGAUGCUUCUUAGAUCCACAACAUGGAUACUUUUUCUCUCUUUUAAUGUCAAGGCUCUUGGACAACUCUGCAUCAAAAAAGGCCUUUAAGGUGAUACUGUCGGCUGCUGUCUCCUCCAUCAACAUCAAAAAGGCCAUCCGGGAACUGUUAAAAUUGUUCAGAGGUUGUCUUUCUAAAAUGGCAGGACUGUGUACCGUUGAGUCUUGACCGACCUUUUCUUUUGGAGUUUUGUACAGUAUCAAAUCCAUUUUUCUCCUCUGAUAUAUCUUCACCAUUUCAGAUGGUGCCUUUAUCUCACACCCUUUGUUAAUAAAGGGUUUGUACUUUGUUGUAUGAAACAUCAUUUUAGUCCAAUAUUAAUUCAGAAUA
Molecule: messenger RNA, 2093 nt
Organism: Arachis duranensis
Lineage: Eukaryota; Viridiplantae; Streptophyta; Magnoliopsida; Fabales; Fabaceae
Product: chlorophyllide a oxygenase, chloroplastic
Exons: 9
Coding region: 92-1678 (528 amino acids)
Biological process (GO): chlorophyll biosynthetic process
Cellular component (GO): chloroplast
Molecular function (GO): 2 iron, 2 sulfur cluster binding; chlorophyllide a oxygenase activity
Source: RefSeq, a predicted model, not a curated record